ACACACACAGUACACGGGGAGAUAAGGCCAAAAUCGCCCCACCAGGAUCAAGCAUGGCAGCCGGUGCAGGACAAACCCCCGGAGACAGUACUAAACAUCCAACAAAACGUCAGGUUUCAGGGCUGGCUACGGCGUAUUUGGUGAUCUACAAUGUGGUACUAUGUGCAGGAUGGACGGCUGUUGGUGUGAUGGGUAUGCGCCAUUAUCUACAGAGCAAGUCUCACAUUGGUGUUUAUGAUGCAGUCGAGAUUCCACUCAAAGUGUUUCAGACUGCCGCUAUUUUGGAGGUUGUUCACUGUGCUAUUGGAAUUGUACCGACCUCUGUGAUGCUCACUGGAUUCCAAGUCGUCUCAAGACUCCUGCUAGUCUGGCCAAUCGUACAUGCUGUACCACAGGUCCAGAAUGAGCUUAGCGUUAUAUUAUUCCUACUGGCCUGGACAACUACUGAAGUGAUGCGAUACGCCUUCUACACCCUGGGUCUACUCAAUCGACUACCGUAUGCUCUGACUUGGUCGCGCUACACUUUCUUUAUUGUGCUUUAUCCAAUCGGAGUCACUGGUGAACUUCUGACCAUCUAUGCAGCCCUGCCACAUGUCAAAGAAAGUGGACUCUUUUCCGUCACACUACCCAACAAUCUCAACGUUUCAUUUGAUUACUGGAGCUUUCUUAUCGUCAUCAUGUGUACUUAUAUUCCAAUUUUCCCACGUUUGUACUCUCACAUGAUCCGUCAACGCAAGAAGGUGAUUGGUGGAGUAACAACCAAGAAACAAGAUUAAAAGGUCAAAGGUCAAAGUCAAAAGGUCAAGUACUAAUGAAUGAGGACACACUUUAAGUAAUGGCUUUGGUUUUCCUAUGGCUACGUCUCAAUGAUGCCCAUGCGUAUACUUUAGAAUGGCUACUGAAGCCGGAAGCCCUAGCCAAAUACAAAACGGCUUUGGCUGUUCAGGCCUGAUGCUUUGUCUUGUAAGGCUAAGACAUUUUUUCCUCAAAAUUGAAGAGCAUCUUUGUGAAGGACAAGUAACUUUCUACUGGAACAUUUCAAGGCAGGCCUCGAAAAAACACAGGGCACCACAGCAAAUGCUGUGGUGCCCUGUGUUUUUACUGUGAUGCCCUUUGCAAAGUUCCAGUAAAAAUUUACAUUUUCCUCAUACAAGUGCUCCUUAGGGGAAAAUUUAUGUGCCCCUUUAAGAGCGAAGUUCAAGGUCUUUCAAGGGACACCAAGGCAAUGACUCACCUCUUAGCCAAAGCCAAGAGCCAAAAAGCUCUGAGCCAAAGCCAAGCCAAACAGCCCUCAAUUCACUAGACAUGACUUUACCUUCAAAGUUAAAACUAAUAAUUGUUCAAAAAUAUUUCCAAUGUGAAUGAAUUUGAUCGGGUGUUGAACCUGUUUGGAUUUGAGUGUUGAAAUUCAUUUGAAUUCUGAUUUUGGUGUGGUUUACAGAAAUGUUUUGCCAAAAUGAGUCGGAUAUAAUACAAAAUGUUGAGUGAUGUUGUAAGUACGGACGAUUUGCAGUGCACAGUGCCCUCUACAGUUUCACCGGAGAGGCCACUUUUACAGUGUAUCAUUGGGAAAAGGUGAAGAAGUUUUGGUGAUAACAGUGCCCACAGCAUAGACCUUAUCACAAAUACUCUGUGUGUGCGUGUUAGGCGUGGAAUGAGGUGCAUGCUGGUCUAGCUAGCAAUCAAGUUUGUUCGCUAGCUAGACCAGCAUGCACCUCAUUCAACAGUUAGCGCUUGCGUUAUGGGUAUUUGCAAAAAGGUCUAUGAACGUGGUUAUCAAUGGGCCUGUGUGACCAGUCUUUAUCCACAUGGGUAAGGACAGGGUACCAGUCUUGGGUAAUCUUUCUUUGGUCGACCCUUAUUUGGUAAAUGGCUUCUCCGGGGAUAGACUAUAGAGGGCGCUCUGUAUUGCAAAUCGCCCGUAACGAUUAAAUUACAGGGUAACAAUUUUCCUUAUAAAUCAAUUCUGUACAAUUUUAUCAUGAAGCUUGGAAAUUCCAGAUAAUAUAAAUUGUGUUAAAUUUCAAAGAGUGCAUUUUUUUUAAAUCUGUUGUCAGCAUGUUUGCCAGACUUGGAUCUGUUGACUGAGGCAGCAAUGUUGAAAUUCAAAGCUGAUGAAGGGUUGUUAAAAUCUCAAUCAUUCUUGUAGUUGUUGGGUAGGAUACUUCAGCCUGGGUUAGAGUAGAGUGCAAAUAAUUUGUUAGGGUAAGAGUAUAGUAAUGUUGCCAUUUGUCGCUAACAUAUAAAUAAUUUUCACUAGUUUUUAUAACCUUUUUUUAUUUGGACAAACUUUGGACCAGCCAUUUUAAUAUUGUGUUAAAAUGUUUUAGUUGCACGUCUUAAAAUAAUUUCAUAGUAUAAGAUCACUUUAUUAUGAAUAUUAAGGUUUUGUAUGAAAAUUUCUGAUACAACAGUAGUCUUAUGAAUUUUGGUGAUACACAUACUAUACACCGAUGUGUGUUAACUCUGUAUACUCGGUACUUUCCCGAGCUCUGUGAACAAAAUCACACAG
Asterias rubens (European starfish) is the source of this 2512-nucleotide messenger RNA. Its product is annotated as very-long-chain (3R)-3-hydroxyacyl-CoA dehydratase 2-like. The record is from RefSeq and is a predicted model, not a curated record. Lineage: Eukaryota; Metazoa; Echinodermata; Asteroidea; Forcipulatida; Asteriidae. Bases 54 to 776 code for a protein of 240 amino acids. Gene Ontology annotation, cellular component: endoplasmic reticulum membrane. The transcript is spliced from 6 exons. Gene Ontology annotation, biological process: fatty acid elongation; sphingolipid biosynthetic process; very long-chain fatty acid biosynthetic process. Gene Ontology annotation, molecular function: 3-hydroxyacyl-CoA dehydratase activity.